CAUGGGCCGGGGGCCCGGGCCCGGGGUCCGCCCGCCGGGCCUCCCGCUGCCGCCGCCGCUGCUGCUGCUGCUGCUGCUCGGCCGGGCCCGCGGCGGCCCCGGAGCGCCGGGCGCGGACGGUUUGGAUGUCUGUGCCACUUGCCAUGAGCAUGCUACCUGCAAGCAAGAAGAGGGGAAGAAGAUGUGUAUUUGCAACUAUGGAUUCGUGGGCAAUGGGAGAACCCAGUGUAUUGAUAAAAAUGAGUGUCAGCUUGGAGCCACCGUGGUCUGUGGGAACCACACGUCUUGCCACAACACGCUCGGAGGCUUUUAUUGCAUCUGCCUAGAGGGCUACCGAGCCACAAAUAACAACACAACCUUCAUCCCCAACGACGGCACCUUCUGCGCAGACGUGGACGAGUGUGAGUUUUCCGGCCGGUGCGGGCAUGGCGGACGAUGUGUGAACACACAGGGGAGCUUUGAAUGCUACUGUCUGGACGGAUACUCUCCAAGGAACGGGCCUGUGCCUUUCCACCCAGCCCGAGAGGCCACGUCAUGCACAGAAAUAGACUGUGGUCCCCCUCCUGAGGUCCCAGAUGGCUAUGUCCUAGGAAAUUAUACUUCUCAGCUUGGAAGUCAGGUCCGUUAUGCUUGCAGAGAAGGAUUUUUCAGCGACUCAGAGGAGAUAGUCUCCAGCUGCACUACCUCCGGCACCUGGGAAUCUCCAAACCUAAUUUGCCAAGAGAUCAACUGCGGCCCUCCUCCUGAAGUGCAGCAUGCAUUCCUGGUGGAGAAUCACAGCUCCGGCCUAGGUGGUGUGGCUCAUUACAUGUGCCAGGAGGGCUUCAACAGCCUGGAAGGACCCAUCACUUCCGUCUGCACAGAGAAAGGCACCUGGAGUGAAAGUACUGUGACUUGCACAGAAAUCAUCACAGAAAUCAGCGACCUCUCAGUGUUUAAUAAUACCUGUGUGAGGUGGCAAGUAAACCCAGGAAGCCUGCAGUCCAGGACAACGUAUGUGAUCCACUUCAAAGGACAACAGCUGGACCCUCAAGAAUUGCUUCAUGAGGAGACCGUCACCUUGGCCACAGACAGCAGGACCCCAACAGUGUGCCUGGAUCUGCAGCAGGCCACCAACUACACCGUGAGCAUUUCCACUGCCCCUCCCAGACGCUCAGUGCCAGCCGUCAUUGGGUUCGAGACAGCUGUCGAACAGCCAAUCAGCAACAUCUCAGUAUUCAAUGACACCUGCCUGCGGUGGAGACAUAGGAAGACAGCUGGUCUCCAGGAGAUGUAUUUAUUCCACGUUCAGGGUCAGAGAUGGUAUCAGAAAGAAUUUGCCCAGGAAAUGAUCUUCAACAUCAGCGCCAGCAGCCAGACCCCCGAGGUGUGUUUGACUCUGCGUCCGGGUACCAACUACAGUGUCAGCAUCCAGGCUUUGUCAUCUAAACUUCCUGUGGUCAUCUCUCUGACGACCCCGAUAACAGAGCCGCUACUCCCGGAAGUGGACUUCCACACUGUGCACGGAGGGCCUCUCCCCCGCCUGAGACUGCGGAAAGCCUCGGAGACAAACGGACCCAUCAGCAAUACUUCUAAGGCUGAUGGAUACGUGGCUGCAGAACUACUGGCCAAAGAUGUUGCAGACGAUGCCAUGGAGCUCUCUAUUGGAGAUAGGCUAUACUAUGGGAAAUAUUACAAUGCACCCUUGAAAACAGGCAUCGAUUACUGCAUUAUAGUGCGGAUCACAAGUGAAUGGAAUCAGGACAGAAGAUUCUCCUGUGCUGUGUGGGCUCAAGUGAAAGGUUCCUCACUCACGCUGCAGCAGAUGGCAGGCAUUGGGCUGGGCUCCGUGGCCGUCGUGGUUGUCCUUGUAACCCUCUCUUUCACAGCUGUGUGUGUCACUCCAAAGCUCACUAAAUAUCCAACAGAGAAAGAGACUCAUGGUUUUUCCAAGUAA
Molecule: messenger RNA, 1936 nt
Organism: Sorex fumeus (smoky shrew)
Lineage: Eukaryota; Metazoa; Chordata; Mammalia; Eulipotyphla; Soricidae
Gene: SUSD1
Product: sushi domain containing 1
Exons: 15
Coding region: 2-1936 (644 amino acids)
Molecular function (GO): calcium ion binding
Source: RefSeq, a predicted model, not a curated record